AUGCGUCUAAAGUGUCUGUUCAUCGUCGCAACAGCUUUAUCGACCGUUCAAAGUUUAAAUUUGCGUAGCAAUCAAGUGUCCGAUGCGAAAAAUGUGAGAACCGGUGUUUCAAUCGACCAAGUGACGGGGAAAAUUCCAGAAAUCGAAACUGGCGGUCAUGGGAGGAAUGAAGACGUCGGACAACUCCCUAAUGGGCAUAUAUUCAGCGACGUAAGAAUAACAAAGAGGGAGGUAAUAAUGCCGACGGUUCAACGCUACCGGGACAACACGAUUCGUCAGCGAGAUAAACCUAGUGAUCAUCGUCGUUCUCGCCACUAUAAUCCUCCCCAGCAGUACCCUUCCAACCCUUACUAUCCAAACAAUCCCCACACCCUUAAUCCAGUACUGUCAGGCCAGGGUGUGUUCCAAAAGAACCAACAUCCCCAAUCGUACCAAGGAAGAACAACAACAACUACAGGGAACACAAAGGAAACUGAAGCGCAACCGUUAACAGUCGACGAUAACGUCAUAUUCGGCGGUGACUCUUGCCCAACCGGAUACGUAAAAGUGGCGAAAAUCAAUAAAUGUGUUGCAUCGUUG
Molecule: messenger RNA, 579 nt
Organism: Iphiclides podalirius (scarce swallowtail)
Lineage: Eukaryota; Metazoa; Arthropoda; Insecta; Lepidoptera; Papilionidae
Source: the annotation of a GenBank genome assembly